GGGGUCACUCGGCGCAGAUGACCUCGUAUUCAGGACAGCGGUUACCAGGACAGCGAGCGGAGUUACUACAACGCAACCAGAACGUGGUGCGCUCGGAGCCCCGCGCCUCGCUGUCCAGGAGUCCGAGGGCCGAGGGUCAAGCCUCUGGGCAGGUGUCGGGCAGGGUCUUACGGAGGAUGACGUCCCUCCCCUCCAGGAGCCAGUCUCCCGGAGGGGGCACCGUUUCCCCCUCCCGGAUCUCCCUGCGGACCUCCCAGGGCAGCACCUACGACUCCCCCAUCCUCUCGGAGCCCAAACCUCUGGCGGCCGUGUUCCUCGGGACCUCCAUGCCGCCCUCCUGCCCCUCACCCUCCUCCCCAACCGACGCCACCCAGGCCCUGGGGGGAGUGGUGCUGGGGGUAGGUGGGGGGGGUCGCCUGGGCUCCACCCUGUCCCUGGUGGAGGGGAGGUGUCUGACGGGGUCCCCUCUGAGGUCGGGGAUGACGGCGGUGCCGCAGCACUACGGAUCAACGCUGCCCCGGCAGAGCCAGCCGCUGGGCUAUGGGGCAGGGGACCCCUACGGCCUGUUCCAGAGGGGGGGGCUGCCACGGCCCGACAGCCUCAUUGGGCUCCACAGCUCGUACGUGGGUCACGCAGGGCAGAUAGAUCCGGAGCUGAGGGCGGCGUUAUCUCCGGAUUGCCACAUGACGCCCGUUUUUGAUGAGCGCUCCUUCCACAGCCCCCUGUACCACAGCCCCUCCCACGACCCCUCCCUCUACAGGGUCAACACAGGUUUGGCGACCCUCCCCCGGGCCUCGAGCCACUGCGGCACGCUGCCGUUCCAAAGAAGCAGCUUCGGGCUGAGCACCUCCGCUCUGUACGUGGACCCCUACCGGGAGCCCAUCUUCUCCCACCGCCACUCUGGGCUCAUUGAGCGGGGGGCCACGCGCACCCCCUCCCUCGAGAGCAUCCAUAAGGACCCCAGGGAAUUUGCCUGGCGUGACCCCGAGCUGCCGGAGGUCAUCCACAUGCUGCAGCACCACUUCCCCUCGGUGCAGGCCAACGCCGCCGCUUACCUGCAGCACCUGUGCUACGGAGACAACCGGGUGAAGGUGGAGGUGUGUCAGAUGGGGGGGAUCCAGCACCUGGUGGACCUGCUGGAUCACAAGCUGACGGAGGUCCAGAAGAGCUCCUGCGGGGCUCUGAGGAACCUGGUGUACGGGAAGGCCACGGACAACAACAAGGUGGCGCUGAGGAACGCGGGGGGGGUGCCUGCCCUGCUGCGCCUCCUCAGGAAGACCACCGACAACGAGGUCCGCGAACUCGUCACUGGCGUGCUGUGGAACCUCUCCUCGUGUGACGCGGUGAAGAUGACGAUAAUCCGGGACGCUCUGAGCACGCUCACCAACACAGUGGUGAUCCCCCACUCGGGCUGGAGCAGCCUCUCCCACCGCGACGAACACAAAGUCAAGUUCCAGUCCUCGCUGCUGCUGCGCAACACCACCGGCUGCCUGAGGAACCUGAGCUCAGCAGGGGAGGAGGCGAGGAGUCAGCUGCGUUGCUGUGAAGGUCUUGUGGACUCGCUGCUUCACGUCCUCAAAGCCUGCGUCAACACCUCCGACUACGACAGCAAGAUUGUGGAGAACAGCGUGUGCACCCUGAGGAACCUCUCGUACCGGCUGGAGGUGGAGAUGCCGUCCUCCCGGCUGCUGGGGAACCAGGAGUUGGACACCCUGCUGGGCUUCUCCUCCCCGGGGAAGGAGCUGGACUACAUCUGCUGGGGCAAGAGGAGGCGCGGGCGGAAGAGGGGGGGCUGGCCCGACGACAAGUGGGAUGGCGUGGGGCCCAUCCCAGGCUUCUCUCAGCACCUGAGGGGGGCGGAGCAGCUGUGGCACCCCAUGGUGGUGAAGCCGUACCUCAACCUGCUGGCGGAGAGCUCCAACCCCCCCACGCUGGAGGGGGCCGCCGGGUCCCUGCAGAACCUCUCCGCCGGGAACUGGAAGUUCUCAGCCUACAUCCGAGCGGCGGUGCGUAAAGAGAAAGGGCUGCCCAUCCUGGUGGAGCUGCUAAGGAUGGACAACGACCGGGUGGUGUGCUCCGUCGCCACCGCCCUCCGCAACAUGGCGCUGGACAGCCGCAACAAGGAGCUCAUAGGAAAGUACGCCAUGCGGGACCUGGUGACGCGGCUGCCUGGAGGCGGACCCUCCAGGCUGUCGGACGAGACGGUGGCGUCGGUGUGCUGCACGCUGCACGAGGUCACCAGCCGCAACAUGGAGAACGCCAAAGCUUUAGCCGACUGCGGAGGCAUCGAGAAGCUGGUGGACAUCAGCAAAGGGCGAGGGAAAGGGUACUCCGUGAAGGUGGUGAAGGCAGCAGCUCAGGUGUUGAACACGCUGUGGCAGUACAGAGACCUGAGGACCCUCUACAAACAGGACGGCUGGAACUACACCCACUUCGUCACUCCGGUCUCCACCCUGGAGCGAGACCGCUACCUGUCCCAGCCCACGCUGCCCACCAGCCCCAUGCAUAUGUCCCCCAUCAUCCAAUCAGGUGGUAGUGCAACAUCCUCCCCCGCCAUGCUCGGGAUCAGAAGACACAGUUCCAACUAUCAGAGAGCGCAGUCAUCUAUGCAACUCGACACGUAUUACGGAGACAACAGUUUACACAAACGGCAGUACACAGGGUCAGAGAAGAAAACUCCAUAUUUCAUCGGGACAUACUCUUCCCAGUCAGGAGAGGAUCUGAGACGUUCCCAACACACAGAGCCAUUUUACGACGAGCCCGACAGGAAGAACUACAACAGCUACAGAAUGUACCUGUCGUCCCCUCAAGACUACGGAGAGGAGCCGUACGACGAGGAGGAGCCGGGGCCCCUGACCCCCACCCCCCCCGACGGCUACGCUAGCCAGGCGCUCCAGUUCAAAGCCAACACCAACUACGUGGACUUCUACUCCACCACGCGGAGGCCUUCCAACCGGGCCAACAAGUUCACCGGCUCCCCCGACUCCUGGGUGUAGAAACGAAAGGACCCAGAGUACGAGGAGAUUCUGUUUCUGUGAUUGUUUUUGUGUGGGGAGUGCAAGGUGGAGGAUGCAUGUGAAUCUGUGUUGACCUGUGCUCAACAACAGGGCUCGGUUUGCUACAGUUACACCAUGUGCACAAUAAUGCAGAUGAGCUAUUCCUUUAAUUGUUCUUUCUUUACAUUUAAAGCCAAUGUAACAAGUGUUUUGAGAUCGUAUCAGUUUAUUGCACUUAAUUUAGUCCCUAUAGAUGAAAGCUUAAAGGUGGGGUAGGUAAUUUUGGAGAAACCAGCUGGAGUGCGCUAGAAUUAGAAAAUACACAACUGACACAAAAAUCUGCCACUUCCUUCAGACUUCCUCACAGAGCCCCUCCUCCAACACACACGAACGCACACAUGACCAAUGAGGGCACGAGAUAAGUUUGUGCACGAGAUGGAAGGCUGACAGGCAGGUAGGCCAUCCAGUUACUUUAUUUUUACAGCGCCACGGCUUCCACAGAUGAAAUGUUUUAAUGUAUUUAUUGUCAAAGCAUUUCAUGUAUUCAUUGCUAUCGGGAUGUUAAGAGCAUUCCAUUGAAUAUAACAAAAAGUGUUUCUGAAAUAAACUACAUACCCCACCUUUAAUGAAAUGUAAUGAGAAAUGCUUUAGUUAUAACUAGACACUUUUUGAUGACAUGUCAAAACUACAGUGAAUCUACUGGACAGAGCCAAGGAGACUUAAAUAGCGUAAUGCAACUAAGUGUAAAGCAAUUUCCUUCAAGCUAUUUUUGCACUUCCCUUUGAACCGACUGUUUUCUAUUUACAAUUGCACCUUAAAAAAAAAAUAGAUAGCUUUAUUUGAUUAUACUGAAUUUAAUAUUGGAUAUUAGUGCUGAUUUCUGCCGUAAUAUCCAUUAUUAAAUUAUAAACAUUUUUGCUAAUAUUCAAAUAAAGCUAUCUUUUUUUGUAGCUCCUGGUCAAGCUAGUAUUUUUUUAUAUAUAUAUUUAUUUGCUAGUGCAAAUGUAAAUAAAAAAAACAGUUGGUUCAAAGGGAAGCGCAAAAAUAGCUUGCUUUACGCUAUUUAAGUCUCCUUGGCUCUGUCCAGUUGAUUCACUGUCGUUUUGACUUGUCAUCAAAACGUGUCAGUUAUAACUAGAGCUCUUGUACUUUAAUUUUUUUCGUGAACUUUUCAUUACGUUUUUAUCUAUGGACUACAUUAAGUGCAAUAAACUAUGACAAUACGAUCUCAAAACACUUUGAAGGAAAGAAGUUAAAACAAUUAAAGGAAUAGUUAACGUUUAUCUGCAUUAUCAGUCAAAAGGUGCUAUUCGAGAAAAACCCAGCCCUCACUUUGUUGUUUACCAGAGUGUUUGUUAAAGUCAACUGAUUUCAUUUUUCUCUGCGGUAAAAAAUGUGCAGUUUGUUGGCUUCAUAACAUUAAUAAUCAUGGUCACUGUUGGGAACCUUUAAAGACUCAGAGAACCGGGGUUACGUCUGUAACCUGGUGCUUUCUGUAUGUUGGUGCAGUAAUCUCAUAAAGUAUGUGAAAUAUGUGAAAAUCUAUUUGUACAGAAACAAUGGUUUAACUGUCCCGUUACAUUGUUGUGCUCAAUAUGUAGAACUUUAUAUGUGAUUGUGUGGAGAAGAUUUUUCUAUUAUUUAUUGAUUCUUUCUAUUCAUUUUAUUGUGAUCUGACCAAAAUACCCCAUCUGUCUGUUCUGUCUAAACUGAUGAUAAUGUGCAAUGUUACAGAGGGAAUAUAUGGGAAUAAAGAUUAUAUCAUGACAAGGUUA
This is a messenger RNA of Gymnodraco acuticeps, 4771 nucleotides long. Its product is annotated as plakophilin-4-like. Gene Ontology annotation, cellular component: plasma membrane; nucleus; adherens junction. NCBI's taxonomy places the organism in Eukaryota, Metazoa, Chordata, Actinopteri, Perciformes, Bathydraconidae. Gene Ontology annotation, molecular function: cadherin binding. Gene Ontology annotation, biological process: cell-cell junction assembly; cell-cell adhesion. The record is from RefSeq and is a predicted model, not a curated record.